This is a messenger RNA of Nematocida minor, 891 nucleotides long. RefSeq lists its product as uncharacterized. The record is from RefSeq and is a predicted model, not a curated record. The coding region runs from base 1 to 891 and encodes 296 amino acids. Lineage: Eukaryota; Fungi; Microsporidia. The transcript has a single exon.
AUGAAUUUUGUUUACAUUUCGAGCGUAUCACAGAGCAUGAAAGAUUGGACAGGAAUGAUGCUUAGCUACGAUGUGCUGAAACUGGCUGCCCGCGCAGGCAUCACCUGCUGCUUCCUAAAUGGGCGCGGAUUUAAAAGUGUCCACGAGGUAGGUAUUUCAUUAAUUUAUGUUUAUAUUUUGUUGACACUCGAGCCAGCUCCUCUCAAAAAUAUAGCCAUGACCAUUCUUUUUUCCUUUCUGUUUACCAUAUGCAUGCAUCUCUCCCUUCAGCUGAGGAAGAGCAGAGUGGCAGUUAUCCUGUGCUCGAUCUUUUGCAUUUGGGAUCUGUUCGCUGCCAUCAAUCUUUCUCAGACCAGGAGUCUUCCAUACCUCUUUGGAGUGAGCCUAUUUAGCAUGGCCGUACUAUUUAUCCUGUACAUUGACGGAAGAAGAAGGCCGGGAAUCAAGCAGUGCAUGAUGAAGGACGUGGCAAUGGUGGGGUUCUUCAUUCUGAAGUACGCAGAAGUGCCAAAAUACGAAGUGUAUCCGUAUAUUAUAUCAGCUAUUCUGAUGGCGUGGUCUGUUCUAGACUGCAUUGCAAUAACAAAGCAGAGAGAAGAGACGGGCGAGGUAAGCGAUAGCUCAGCAUACGGUGAGAUCAGAGAAAAGAAGGUCAGAAGGAAGGCUGCCAUCAGAGAGCUGCCCAAAGUGCUUGAAAAGAUAAAAAAGACACAAACUGUAAAAAAAGAAAAGAUACCAGCAAAAGAGAAGAAAAAGAGCUCUGAUAGCGCAUCGAAGGAUAAAAAACAGAAGCCAAAGUAUUUUGAAGAAGCCCCUCCAGCUGCAAAGUCCGCCACCCCACAAAAAAGCAAGCCUCUGCGAUCAGCGGCCAAAGAAGCACGCAAAAAGUAG